Messenger RNA from Struthio camelus australis, 1154 nucleotides. Lineage: Eukaryota; Metazoa; Chordata; Aves; Struthioniformes; Struthionidae. The record is from RefSeq and is a predicted model, not a curated record.
AUGUGGAACUUGCUCCUGAACACGGUGCCAGACAAACACAGCCAAGAUCCACGUGGCAAAGGUGAAAAAGUGAAGAAACGUCCGCCUGAAAACUUGGCGGGCUCUCGCAAAAAGUCUGGCUCGCGCGCUGCUUCAGUAGCAGUGCCGCCCUCUGCCCUUUUGGCUUUCACGGCAUGUACACUAGAAUGUGAAGGAAAGCUGCCUUCUGCUAAAGCCUGGGAGACCUGCAAGGAGCUUCUGCAGCUGACAAAACUGGAUCUUUCUGAGGAUGGCAACAUUGCUCCAGGAGACAAGAAAGAGCUGGAUGAGAACCAUUUGCUUGCAAAGAAGUAUGGAGGCUUCAUGAAAAGAUAUGGGGGGUUCAUGAAGAAAAUGGAUGAGCUCUAUCGGGUGGAACCAGAGGAGGAAGCUAAUGGAGGAGAGAUCCUGGCUAAGAGGUAUGGAGGAUUUAUGAAGAAAGACUCAGACGAUGAUGCCCUGGCUAAUUCCUCUGAUCUCCUGAAUGAGCUUCUAGGAACAGGGGAUAACCCUGAAGCUGGACACUACCGAGAGAUAAAUGAAAAUGAUGGAGAUGUCAGCAAAAGAUAUGGAGGCUUCAUGAGAAGCGUAAAGCGCAGUCCAGAGUUAGAAGAUGAAGCCAAAGAGCUGCAAAAGAGAUAUGGUGGUUUCAUGAGAAGAGUGGGCAGGCCGGAAUGGUGGCUGGAUUACCAGAAACGAUACGGUGGGUUUCUUAAGCGCUUUGCUGAUUCUAUUCUCCCUUCAGAAGAAGAUGGGGAAAGUUAUUCCAAAGAGAUCCCAGAGAUAGAGAAGAGAUAUGGCGGAUUUAUGAGAUUUUAAUACCUUCCCCCAUUAUCCUUUUUGUCCUAAAUGAGAGAGACUGCCUUAUUGGUCAUAACUUAUUGUAAUGUGUUGCUUGUACUGUACAGUUUUUUACUGUCCUGGUAAAUGAUGCAAUCUGCAAUCUGUUGUUUCAGGUUCUGUAUUCUUUUAAGUCAAAUAACUAUUUUCUGUUCUAGUCAAGUUCAAGUCUGUAUUGCAAUUUCCAUGCUAAAACUAUUUUGAUUACUGUAUUCAUUUUCUUUAAACAGGAAGUGCAUCUACAGUAGAAUUGCUUAACUGUAUAUACAAUAAAUUCUUCAUCCUAACUGCAUAAA